This is a messenger RNA of Acanthochromis polyacanthus (spiny chromis), 1104 nucleotides long. It is a transcript of the gene spdya, whose product is annotated as speedy/RINGO cell cycle regulator family member A. The transcript is spliced from 5 exons. Gene Ontology annotation, molecular function: protein kinase binding. Lineage: Eukaryota; Metazoa; Chordata; Actinopteri; Pomacentridae. Bases 17 to 925 code for a protein of 302 amino acids. Gene Ontology annotation, biological process: positive regulation of cyclin-dependent protein serine/threonine kinase activity. The record is from RefSeq and is a predicted model, not a curated record.
UGAUCCCAAAAGAAGUAUGAUGAAGACUCCUCCCUCUGUAAGUCUGCGGAUCAAACGCAAAAAUGCUCGUCAAAUCAGAAGACAUCUCUGUGUAAACAGAGCCAACGGCCCAGACACCCAGAGUUCACUAUGGAAGAUCACGCCAAGCCAGUGGGACAUGUAUCUGGCCAAAAAGACUUUGACUCCAACUACUGUCAUCCAGCAGCAGGAAAUGACAUCGUACUUCAGACUUUUUGAUGAUGACCUGAUUCAAGACUUUCUGAUGAUGGACUGUUGCUAUAAAAUGACAGACAAGUACCUUCUGGCCAUGACCUUUGUGUACUUCAAAAGGGCUUGCUUCAGUAUUGCUGAGUACACCAGAAAGAACUUUUUCAUUGCACUAUAUCUUGCCAACACCAUGGAAGAGGAUGAGGAGGAGGGCAAGUAUGAAAUUUUUCCCUGGGCUCUGGGCAAGAACUGGAGGAAACUGUUUACCCGCUUCCUCAAAGAUCGAGACAAGCUGUGGGCUCGCAUUGAGUACAGAGCUGCUGUCAGCAGGCGCUGCUGUGAAGAGGUGAUGGCCAUCGUGUCCUCACACUUUGUUUGGCAGCGACAGCGUUCCUAUCACCACAGCGGUGCUCAGCGGCUGUACACUGAUCAAGACAACUCCAGUUUUCCCCGCGGGCCUUUUGCCUCUCCACUCUCCUGUGCCCUCUGUGCCCAUGGCAAGAAGGUACAUCAUGGUCCAGUUACCUCUUCCACCUCCAGAGGAUCAUCUGUGCAGACAUCAGACGGUGCUUAUCCACACCUGUUUGCCUCUGCACUGAGUUUGGAGGUCACCCCACCCAAGGCUGCAGCCUCUCUCUGCAAGAAAGUGGAGAAUAAAAGCCAACUGUGGCAUUCUUGCUGCUCCUGUCCUAACGAGAUGUCCAGUAGGUAUCAUUGAUAUUGGCGUCUAACAGCAUAUAGAGUAUAGGGGAUUUGCUCCAAGCUGUUCGGAACACAACAUUCAGUUUGGUGGGAGAAAACUUUUCAGACUGUUCUGUUCCAGACAUGCUAUUUUCAGAAUAAUCCAGUCUAGGAACAGCAAUUCCAGAGCACAACUUCCACAUGAAACAUCUUGGU